Molecule: messenger RNA, 3123 nt
Organism: Biomphalaria glabrata
Lineage: Eukaryota; Metazoa; Mollusca; Gastropoda; Planorbidae
Product: telomeric repeat-binding factor 2-interacting protein 1-like
Exons: 10
Coding region: 43-1950 (635 amino acids)
Biological process (GO): telomere maintenance via telomere lengthening; regulation of DNA-templated transcription
Cellular component (GO): shelterin complex
Molecular function (GO): telomeric repeat DNA binding
Source: RefSeq, a predicted model, not a curated record
AGCGAUUAUUGUUUACACCGGAUAUGGUAAAAUGAUGGAUCUAUGGCGGCCAACUUGAAAUCAAUGCUAAAUUUUAACUUUAGCGUAAUAUUGUUUAGAAACUAUGAGGAUUUUAGUCCAAAAAUAUUCUUUGUUAAAACUCAGGAUGACGAAUUAAGUAGUUUAAUAGAGAAGGGUGGUGGUUACAUCACAGAUAAUGCAAGUGAAGCUGAUGUUUUGCUGUGUGAAACAAGAAAUGAUCCUUUGAUUAAUAAUGGAUACUUACCAUUCAGUUUCAUUACAGACUGUAUUGUGAAAAAUAGAUUUAUACAUACUGACAAUUACAGAGCUGAGGUUUUAGGCCUUAAUCCUUCCACCUCAAAAGAUAUUAAUGUAUCUGACAACACUGGUGAUGAGAAUGUGCUUGGUCCUGUUGAAAGUACAAGGGUCAAGUUGAGUCAAGAUGACUUUACAGGAAGAAAGAAGUACACACUCAGUGAUGACUUAAACAUUAUCAAGUAUCUUAUCAAUAAUGAUGUUUACACUAAAACUGGGGGCAAUGUGGUGUGGAAGCAGAUGGAAUCACUCCAAGUAACCCAACAUACUUACCAAAGCAUGAAGGCACGGUUCAAGUUGAUUCUUAAUCAUAUUGAUAACUAUGACAUUCCAGAUGAUUGGAAGGCAAAACUUAAUGGACUAGAAGGAGUAAAGUCUAAAAAAUGUGAAACCUCAGGUGAAAGCUCAGAUGAAGACCCUUUAUUUGAUGUAAUUGAUAAAUGGAAUCAUAAAGAAGCAGAUCUAAAGAACAAAACAAAAAAAAGAAAAAUGUCUAAAAAUUCUGUCGAUGUUCAAGUUGAAAGCUCAGAUGAUGAUUUGGCAUCCUUUACUGGAAGUGAGUCGUCUACUGGUGGAUCAUCAACUGAUUCAGUUUCUUCUUUGAGGUUGUCAAUGGAUGGGGAGAUACAGCAAGACGUAUUACCUUCUUUUGGCUCGAUUUCUCCGGUCAGUGUUCUUCCUGGAAGUCAAGAUAAACAUGACUAUGACUCCAUGUCUGAUGAAUCAAUUUCUCCUGUAAUAACGCAAGACCAAAGGAAAAAGAGUGGAUUAAUUUUACCAAUCAAAAUGCCAGAUGGUCAUGGGAAUCAACAAAGGGAAUCUUCUAGUUCUGAAACAAUAUCACAUGUUAAAUUGUUAGAAGGACAAUCAAAGCAGCAAUUGGAAUCACCCCAUUCACAAUCAGUAUCGCUUGACAUUGCACAAGACAUGGAGAAACAAACUGAAAUAUCAGGUUCUGCUGUUGAAAUUUCCCAUGGACCUAAAAGCCAUCAUUGUGGUUCACAUACAUUAAGAAUUGAAUCAAGUUUCUCUACCACAUCCAGUGAACAAGAAACAGAGGCACAGGAUGAUGGCACUUGUUCCCCAAUAUUAGAUUACAUCAGUGAAGGUCUGUGUCCAUGUAGGCCUACAUUACACACACAAGAUAAAUCACAAGUGUCUGAAGCUAAUGUAACUUUACAGUUGGUAGAAAAUGAAUCACCACAGUUUGAAAUAGACGAAUUGUCACAGUUGGCUGCUGUUGUGACUGAUGAGAUGUCUCAAGAUGUCAAUAAAUCCCCAGAGUUAAUAGCUGAAGAAGUUUCACAUUCUGAAAGUGAUAAAUCUACACAGUCUGAAACUGAUGAAAAUUCACAGAUAGCAUCUAAAGAACCAUCUGUGAGAGACAAAACAUCACAAGUAGCAGUUGAUGAUUCAUCACAGUCUGAAACUGAAGAGUCACUGCAUGAUAUUGAUGAAGUUUUACCACAAAUUGAUAUUAACUCCUCAGAUUUGGUAGCUGAUGAAGCAACACUUUUAAGGCGGGUUGAGUUCCUCACCAAGCAUUUAAGACUGACCAGACUAGAAGCUCUUUACUUGUUGAAAGCACUUCAUGGAGAUUUUAUUGCGGCACUGGCCUAUUUGAACGAUCCAUAAACUUGAAUUUUAAUGCAUUUAAAAAUUGUUUUAAUUUUGUAUCUGUUAUCAUACCAGUGCUCUAUAUUUAAUUGUAUUUCAUACAACUUGAAAAGAAAUUGUUUUGAAACUUUGUGUAUAUACAUAUAUAUUGUUGACACUCAACUGUUACUGUCCAAUAAGAACACCCUGUACAAACAUAUUUCUUUGACUCAUUAAAUACAAGUCUUAAAAUACAAAAUACAUGUGUUUUGCCUACUCCUCAGUGCUGUAUACAAACUCAACAGUUUGUAGCCAAUCUUUAUCAUAAAAUACUUUUACUUUGCUUCCUUCAAUGCAACAAAUCAAGAGGGACAACCCAAAAAAUACAGUUUAGUAAGUCCACCCUUCUGUAAUCCUUACAAACUCACACACAAACUUAUAACUCUUGUUUUGCUUUUUCCAAAUCUACAGUAUAAGAACCAAUUUAGCCUUCUUCCAUUAACACAGAGUCUUUUGGUCGAUAUUUUGUAACCCUUCAAGAUAUAUCUUUGCUUUGCCUCCUUCUUAUUUGAUUCUUAACAUUUCAUUCUUUAGCACCAUAACUUGUAUCUUUGCUCCCACCAAUGGAAAAGUUUGAGAAGAAUAGCACUUCCAUCAUUGAGUACCCUCAUUGUAACAAAGACAAGCACAUAGUGUCUUUUAUUUAUAGACCGUAAUGAUAAAAUAUGUUUACUUUGCUUUCAAUUGUACAAACUGUGUAAUUAUACUGGUAUACAAUUUCAUUUUUUUUUUGUUUUGUAAUAAUUUAUUACCAUCUAAAAGUCUCUUUUAAUAAAAAAAAAAUAUUUUAAAAUUUGUAGAAAAAGAUUGUUAUAUGGCAUAAAUUAUUGAUUUGAAUACAGUACCAAAUAUGAUGAGAUUGUUAAUUUUCCUAUAAGUUCACUGUAUGUUGUAAUUUUGUGUGUUAGUCUGGUAGUGGUACAUAAGACUCACUAUGAAAAGAAUAAUAAAGAUUUUCAACGCAAAAGCGACACUAAACAAAGAAAAAAUAUGUAGAAGAAAUGUUUAAUGUUGUUUACCUCCAUCAAUAUGUAUAAUUUGUAUGCUCUUUUAUAUGAGUGUUAUGAGUUUUCAUUUCUUGUGAAGAAAAUCGUAUGUUUUUACAGAAUAAAAAAAAAUAAUUUCGGACUGUUAAACAAACUGGGGACUUUA